UAUCAAAUUCAUUUAUAUUAUCUGGUCUAUUCUUUUAAUAUCAUCAGAUAGAAGCGAUAGUGCAAGAAGCUGCUCAAGGAACCAUAUCUAGCAGUGAAGCUCUUAAUCUACGAUUAGAGAAUCAGGUUAACGUUGGUACAGCGUCACAAUCACAAGGAGGUCAAGUUGCUAUCCCUACUGCAUUGAAGAACUUUUCAAUGUCCCAGAAGGAAAAAACUCUUGAUGAAUUUGUAGGGGAUAAAUGGCUUUCCUUUACUGCUGAGGGUCAUGUUGGACUUGGUGUCAGAUCCUUCCUUGAUCUGCGAAGUUGGUUUCGCAAUAAUGAUGUUCCUUCAUGUGAAGUGUGUAAUGAAGCUGGGGUGAAGGCAGUGUUAUGCCAGAAAGAGGGCUGUAAGGUUCGAAUUCAUCAGUACUGCCUUGGAAAUCUAUUUGCUAAGAAAAAGGGUGAAACAGUGUGUCCAAGUUGCAGUUCUCACUGGCAAUAUACUGGACCAAAAGAAGAAGCUGUGGAAGAUGAUGUGUAA
This is a messenger RNA of Argentina anserina (silverweed cinquefoil), 524 nucleotides long. RefSeq lists its product as uncharacterized. Bases 198 to 524 code for a protein of 108 amino acids. Gene Ontology annotation, molecular function: ubiquitin-protein transferase activity. Gene Ontology annotation, cellular component: Smc5-Smc6 complex; nucleus. The transcript is spliced from 4 exons. The record is from RefSeq and is a predicted model, not a curated record. Gene Ontology annotation, biological process: double-strand break repair via homologous recombination. Lineage: Eukaryota; Viridiplantae; Streptophyta; Magnoliopsida; Rosales; Rosaceae.